Messenger RNA from Lachancea nothofagi CBS 11611, 1980 nucleotides. The record is from the annotation of a GenBank genome assembly. NCBI's taxonomy places the organism in Eukaryota, Fungi, Ascomycota, Saccharomycetes, Saccharomycetales, Saccharomycetaceae.
AUGAGUGGUAAAUUUGUAAGGGCUUCAAAAUACAGACAUGUGUACGGGCAAGUCGCAAAGAAAGAGCGCCAAUAUGAGAACAUAAGAGUCACAAGCAAUGCGUGGGACUCUAACCUUAUUAAAGCGAACAGCAAAUUUCUUGCUGUCAAUUGGAACUCCUCUGGAGGUGGUGCUUUUGCGGUGAUUCCACUGGAAGAAGUUGGGAAAGCACCAGAUCAAGUCCCACUGUUCAGAGGUCAUACGGCUCCCGUUUUAGAUACUGAUUUCAAUCCAUUUAAUGAUUACUGCCUUGCAUCAGGCUCAGACGAUGGAAAAAUUGGUAUUUGGGAAAUUCCACAGGACUACUCGUUCCACAACUACGCCGAUUCAGAAGGGGAGCCAAAAGAUUUGAAGCCAAGAAAGUUUUUAGUUGGUCAUGGUCGUAAGGUCGGACACGUCUUAUUCCAUCCGACUGCUGAAAAUGUGCUUGCCUCUUCUUCUCUCGAUCACACCGUGAAAUUCUGGAAUGUUGAUUCGGGAAAAGAGCUCUUCAGUCUGAAACAUCCAGAUAUGGUUACAUCCAUGUCUUUCAGUUACAACGGUGAUCAUUUGGCGACAGUUUGCCGGGACAAAAAAAUGAGAGUAUGGGAAAUAAAAGGUGAGAAAAUAGUAAGUGAGGGACCUGCGCAUUCUGGUGCCAAAAAUCAAAGAGUAGUCUGGCUCGGAAACUCUACUAGAAUUGUUACUACCGGAUUUUCUAAGCUAAGUGAUCGUCAGAUAGGUGUUUGGGAUGCGUUCAAUCUCGAAAAAGGCGACCUUGGCGGCUUUUACACAGUGGAUCAAUCUUCGGGUAUCCUAAUGCCAUUUUAUGAUGAUUCGAAUAAGAUUUUGUACGUGGUUGGAAAAGGUGACGGUAAUAUUCGUUACUUUGAGUUUCAAAACGACGAAUUGUUCGAGCUUUCCGAAUUUCAAUCGAUUGAUCCUCAAAGAGGAUUCGCGGCUGCUCCAAGAAGGGCGGUUAGUGUCAAAGAAAACGAGAUUUUGAAAGGAUUCAAAACAGUCAACAACCACUGUAUUGAGCCCAUUUCAUUCUAUGUUCCUAGAAAAUCAGACUCUUUUCAGGAUGACAUAUAUCCGGACGCUCCGUCUGGUGUAGCAGCACUCACGAUAGACGAAUGGCUGUCAAACAAGUCAGUCCAAGGGCCUAUUUUGUUUAACGUCAAGUCCCUAUUUGAUGGCUCAGAGCCUGUCUUGACACCAUCUUCCGCUGGAAGCUUGGCGUCUGUGUCGUCUGCCCCGACUUCUGGGGCCUCCAAGAGUUCGGAGAUGAAGCCAGACAGCGAGAACAAAACCGUAAGUGCGUCAUCAGCAGAAAAAACAAGCACAAGAGCUUCAGCACCCAUCUCUGUACCAGUCUCAGAUGCGCAAAUAACGGCGAGCGCGAGCACUGGAAUUGAUGAUGUGUUAAAGGAAGACAAGUCUGUUGACCAGCUUUUACAGAAAGCAACUCAGUUGGAUAGUGUCAAUGAUGCUGAGGAUCCAUCGAAGCGGGCUUCAACUUGGGAUGAGGAUGAAGAAUUGGCUCCUCCCAAAGCAAAUUCUGCGAUAUCCUCAAAACAAGCAGGCCAAAGUGUUAAUGAGGGAAAACACGAAAAAGUCGUAAAAUCAUGCGCUUUAGAUGGGACAGAAUCGUCGCAAGCCUUACCCAACGAGAAGACACCAAUACCGUCAACUAUUGUCGCCCCUGAAAAAUCAAAAGAAGCAGACAAAGGCGCCAAGUCUACAUUGGAACAAGAAAGCAUCUCCGACCCCAAGAAUCCAACAUCGGUAUCACCACCAGCUGCUACUAAGUCUAUGGGUUUGAAGCAGUCUGUUGAGAAGCUUUCGGCUCUUGUUCUCCAGCUUGAUCAAGUUGUGACCGGCUUGAAACAAGCUAAUUUGGAUAAAGACACUAGGCUAAAAGCUAUGGAGGCAAAGCUGGAGCAACUAGUCCAGAACUGA